Messenger RNA from Lachancea meyersii CBS 8951, 324 nucleotides. NCBI's taxonomy places the organism in Eukaryota, Fungi, Ascomycota, Saccharomycetes, Saccharomycetales, Saccharomycetaceae. The record is from the annotation of a GenBank genome assembly.
AUGUCUCGCCAUCAAUUUGACCUUGUUAUGUGUUUCAAACAACCGGGUACGCAUGUAGGCCGAUUGUGUGAAAAAUGCGAUGGGAAAUGUCCUAUAUGCGAUUCGUACGUCAGACCCAAGUGUAAGGUACGGAUCUGUGAUCAAUGCUCGUUCGGGGCCAACCAUAAAAAGUGCAUUAUAUGUGGGCAGAUGGGUUCGACAGAUGCAUACUAUUGCUGGGAAUGUUGCCGGUUGGAGAAAAAUAAAGACGGCUGUCCGAAAAUCCUGAAUGUGGGCAGCAACAGGACCGACAAACACUUUGAGCGAAAAAGUAAUAACGACUAA